AUAAAAGCCUGAUUCUACCAGUAACUGUGUCCUUCAAACACACACAGGGUGGAGUACCAAAACUUCUCUAUUCUACAGUUUCUAUAUGACCGGUACUUACAGGUCGAAUCACAACACAGAUGUCGAUGCCUCAUUUCAUCAUCAGAUUGUGUGCAUAGCAAGUGUGCGAGGGAGGCCCUUUUUACGCAGAGAUCGUUCUAUGGCGCUGCCAGUAAGAGGAAGUGACAGGGAGCUGGAUGGGAACCAAGCAGGAAUCGGUUUGAGGGGAAAGAAGUUUCGCCCUUCUCAGUUCAAGAAUACUGCCUCACGUGACCUUACUGUGCACUCUCUUUCCUUCUGCCAAUAAGGGGAGAAAGCAUGCAGAAUUAAUUAGAAGGGGAGGAGCCCAUGUUGAAGCAAGUGUUGUGUCAUCUACCACAGUUUCAUAAACAUUCAUUAAUCAGUUGCAAAUGUGUGUCUGUCAGGGUGAACAAGCACAAAGAGGACUGUUGUUUCUGUUUUAUCCAACACAUCAGGAAGAAAGAGGAAAGGAUUCGGAGACAGUAAAAGAGUUUGAGGUGUCCAAGGAGGAUGUGCAGCCACAGAGACAUGGACAGGACACAUGUGAAGACAGAGGAGGCUGACAAGGAGAAGACGGAAGAGGACGUGGUGCUCCUCCGGAGAGAGAUUGGCCUGCUGCCUGCAGUGUGCUUCAUCAUUGGCACAGUGGUGGGCAGUGGGAUCUUCAUCGCACCCAAGGGAGUCCUGAUGAACAGUGGCAGCGUGGGGCUCUCUCUGCUGGUGUGGGUGCUGUGUGGGGUCCUCUCCAUGUUUGGGGCCCUUUGCUAUGCUGAACUGGGCACCAGUUUUAAAAAAUCAGGGGCUGACUACGCUUACUUACUGGAGACACUGGGGCCACUGCCUGCCUUUUUACGACUCUGGGUUGAGUUCUUAUUCAUCAGGCCUGCUGUUGCUUCCUACAUGUCCCUGGCUUUUGGCCGUUAUGUGGUGGAGCCAUUCUUUGAACCCUGUGCUGCUCCGACAGUGCUAAUCAAACUUGUUGCCAUCCUGGGGGCAACGUUUGUCAUGGCAGUCAACUGCUGGAGUGUGACCACGGCCUCUCGCACUCAGGUCACCUUGACUUUCAUUAAGAUGUUUGCUCUGGCCCUCAUCAUCAUCCCUGGUGUCAUCGCACUGGCUAAAGGAAAAACUGAGAAUUUCCAGAAUGGUUUUGAGGUUGACUUAUUAACAUUAGAUAGAUUGCCCCUGGCCUUCUAUAAUGGCCUAUAUGCCUAUGCUGGAUGGUUUUACUUGAACUUUGUCACAGAAGAGGUCAUAAACCCAAACAGAAACAUCCCGCUGGCAAUAACCUUUUCCAUGGUGACAGUGACAGUCUUUUAUGUGCUUGUAAAUGUGGCCUACUACACCAUGAUGACUCCGGCUGAGCUGCUGGUGUCUGAUGCCGUGGCUGUGACGUUUGCGAACCGUGCUCUUCAGGGAUUGGCUUCUGUGAUUCCCUUUCUAGUGGCCCUAUCCUGCCUUGGAGCACUUAACGGUGGUUUCUUUGGGUCAGCCAGGUAA
Molecule: messenger RNA, 1560 nt
Organism: Epinephelus lanceolatus (giant grouper)
Lineage: Eukaryota; Metazoa; Chordata; Actinopteri; Perciformes; Serranidae
Source: RefSeq, a predicted model, not a curated record